Molecule: messenger RNA, 1197 nt
Organism: Limanda limanda (common dab)
Lineage: Eukaryota; Metazoa; Chordata; Actinopteri; Pleuronectiformes; Pleuronectidae
Product: G-protein coupled receptor 20-like
Exons: 7
Coding region: 1-1197 (398 amino acids)
Biological process (GO): phospholipase C-activating G protein-coupled receptor signaling pathway; positive regulation of Rho protein signal transduction
Cellular component (GO): membrane
Molecular function (GO): G protein-coupled receptor activity
Source: RefSeq, a predicted model, not a curated record
AUGAGAGUUUAUGCACCAGCUCCAUCAUCAUCAUCUCCAUUAUCACCUAAGUGCAUCAUCAGCAUCAUCAUCAGCAUCCUCAUCAGCAUCAUCAUCUGCAUCAUCUGCAUCAUCCCCAUUAUGAUGGACUUCAACAGCACUGAGUCCUGGGUGUUCGUCAACACUUCAUUCCCCCUCCUGCCUGUCAUAGCCAGUCCCACUAACAGGAGUGGCAUGGAAGAGGGCCUCUACAACGACUUCUAUGGCUUCUGGAUCGCACUCAUGGUCAUAAACUCUCUCAUAUUCCUGGUUGGCAUGGUGCUCAACGUGGUGGCACUGUAUGUGUUCUGUUUCCGCACCAAGCAGAGGACCACCUCCGUGAUCUACACCAUCAACCUGGCGGUGACGGACCUCCUGGUGAAUCUCUCCCUGCCCUCUCGUAUCCUGCUCUACUACAGCAGAGGAGCCUGUCUCACCUGCUCCUACCUGCACACCUUCAGCUACUUUGUCAACAUGUACUGCAGCAUCUUGUUUCUCACCUGCAUAUGUGUCGACCGCUACCUUGCCAUCGUGCAGGUUGAAGCGUCCCGUCGGUGGAGGAACUCCGGCGUGGCCAAAUGUGUGUGUGUCUCUGUCUGGCUCUUUGCCAUCGUGGUCACCUACUCCUUCCUCUCCACUGCUUUCCAGCACACGGGCUGCUGCCUGUCCAAACUCCUCUUCCUCACCAUCACUGAGUUCUUCCUACCCCUCGUCAUCAUCGUGGUGUUCACCGUGAGGAUCAUGUGGGCCCUGGCCGACCGUCGUCUGAUGCAGCAGAGCAGGGAGAGGAGGAAGAGGGCCGUCCAGCUGCUGACCACAGUGCUGAUCAUCUUCACCGUGUGCUUCACACCCUUCCACGUUAGACAGGUGGUGGUGUACUUCUACCCCGACAUGCCUCAUCAUGUCAUCACCUAUCACUUGACCGUCACUCUCAGUAGUUUGAACAGCUGCAUGGAUCCUGUCGUCUACUGCUUCGUUACAAAUAACUUCCAGUCCACGAUGAGACAUCUUUUCCGUCGUGCAGAGCCUGAUCACACCAGCGGCGACAUCAUCAGCAUGCAGCACAGCUCCAAGGCCUCGGCAGCGACGGCCAACGCCAUCGACAAGAACAUGAUCAUGAUGACUAAGAUCCCUGCUCCACUACAGAGUGACACUGAGGGAAAGAAUCACACAGUGUAA